AUGGAUGAGCAGGAGGAUCCCAAUUGGGGCGUUCCCGAGCUAUGGUUCUGUGACAAGCAGAACAAGACCUCGAUCCGGCUGGCAACCAAUCCACGCCGUGAAUAUCCCAUUUACGACCCCGAUUACCUGCCUCAAGACAACGCCAAGUACAUCUGGGGCGUCAACACUAGCAACCUCCUCGAGACGCAGACAACGUGGUGGGUCAGCGCGACACAGUACUUCAGCUACAGCUGCCCGCGCUACCACUCCCCCGGCUGCCACCAUCUUGCGCACCUCUACUCGGGUAUUUUGAUUGCCCAGUUCAACGAGCUGCCCAAGUUCUACCUUGACGGGGUCGCAUAUAGCGUGCGGGACCUGAACAUUGGCACGUGGGAGGAGCUCCAACGACGCAUCUACGGCACCAACCUGGGUCCAGUCGUGCCCGAGAUCAAGCGGACGUCCCUGGACUACCACGAUACCGACAGCGAGUCUACCUUGUCUACAAGCCGCGAGCAGGAGGAGCCCACCACCGCCCACAACAACGAGAACGGCUCUGCCACCGGCGUCAUUGUCCCCAUCGUCACAGUGUCCAGCAGUGCAGAGCAGGAGGAGCAACAGGCCGCAGCGUACAAGGGCCCACGAGUUCGACGCCGAGGCCACCGCCGUGUCCAAUCUGAUACGACCUGGAAGUAUAACAUCUACUGGCUAGGCUGGCCCGUUGACUCUUCUCGUCACCGGUGGAGCUCGUCCUGCCAUCUCCCCCGCGACGGUCCUCCUUAAAAGAGGAGGUGAAGGCUGCCGGGAUAGGGCAGCAGGGAGAGAUAUCAAUCUCUCUUGUGUCAAGAUUACUAUUGUACUAUUAUUGAUUUUUCAACUGGGAAGAUUGCAGUC
This is a messenger RNA of Cryphonectria parasitica EP155, 870 nucleotides long. RefSeq lists its product as uncharacterized. The transcript is spliced from 2 exons. The coding region runs from base 1 to 759 and encodes 252 amino acids. NCBI's taxonomy places the organism in Eukaryota, Fungi, Ascomycota, Sordariomycetes, Diaporthales, Cryphonectriaceae. The record is from RefSeq and is a predicted model, not a curated record.